AUGUCUCGCUUUAAUGAAACUAAAGAUUUCGGAGAUGCAGCCUCGUUCCUACGUCUCACCAACUUGGAGGCUUUGGCCGCCAGGACCCUGGCUUUUGAUGGUAGGAUAACUGUCAGAAACGCAAAUCAGUUCAACAAUUGUAUUUGUCAUGCCAUACACUACUAUCUAUGGACUAUAUGGAAGCUGACCAUGACAUUUUCGACAGUUUUGCAAGUUUUGGUGGUACACUUUUUUUUUGUAAAGUUUUUGUCCCUCAGUUGUCUUCUAAAUGCCCAUUAAAUGUCUAUUAUUUUGCUCAGGUACAAAACGAGUCUGGAUCCCGGAUGAGAAGGAGGCUUACAUCGAGGUGGAAGUUAAAGAACUUGAUGGUGACAAAGCCACUGUGGAGACCAAAGAUGGAAGGGUUGGUAGGCUAUUCAUUGAAGUUGAAUACAACAUAAUAAGGAUAAUUUGAGCACCUGUCCUGUAGUUAAUAUUGCAGAAAGUGAUAUCAUAAUACUGACUCUUCUCUUCAACACUUGUUGAAACUGACAUCAUUAAGUCCAUGAUAUACAGUAGCUAAAUCCAAAUAUACUUAUAUUUGUUCUGAAGUGCAUAGACUGUUAUAUAUUUUUUUCAUGAAAUAGAUUUGCAGACCUAAUAACCUUGUAUAUGAAAUGUUAGCACCAAAAGUUGAUUAUGAUGUGGUACAGUAGUGCUUUAAGUCCCUUGAAUUAACCCUGGUGCUUUGCUGACAUUUUUUUACGUCCAUUGUGGUAUGGGUCAGAUUGACCCGCACAGUUUAAACACACUCAAGACAGUCAAUUUUGAUUACAUUGGAAGCUGACAGUCUACCUUGACUUCGUUGUGGUGAUGGUGACCAUUCUAUAUUACCAUCUUUAGACUUCCAUGUCCUCUCUUCUCUGGAUGAUGGUUGUUGCAUGCUCUCUCUCUCAUCUGGUGGAGGGGAUGGUAUGACAGACACCUCCUCUGAAUCCUCUUCACCAAAGAAAAUUUACAAUCUGGAUCAUCAACAGCAUUGUCCUCUAUCUCUGAAAUGGCCUCUGUCUCUGAAACCUCUUCUUCUAUUUCACUGUCACAGUCCAGAAUUUGUGAUAAGGCUUCAUUGACUGAAAAUCUUUAGGAGCUCGUUUUUGAGAUCUGCUGCUCUUGCACUGAGAAGGAGAAGCUUGGGAAAGCUCCUUUUCACCCGAACAUAAUUAUACAAGUGCAACCAGAACCAGUCAAAACAAAAUACAUCAAAGACAUUUGUUUAUUUUGGACCUGUGCAAAUAUCUAUACACAUGAAAGCCACCAGGUCAAAAUAACCCACAACAUCAUGUUUGUAUACAAAAUCUACACAGACAUUCCACAACACAUCAGUGUGUCCACAUUUUGCAGUUAGGUUCAUGACCCUAAAGGAGGAAAACUCAUUUAAUUUCAUGGAGAAAAAGAGAGGUUAACUAGUAUUUUAGACAACUCCAAAGUGGAAAUGGGUCAAAUUGACCUGCAACAUAAUAGGAGGGUUAAGUGAUAUAUCAUCACCUACCUACUGUAUGAAUUGACUACAGACUUACACUGUUGUUUUUUCCCCCUCUCUCCCUAAGACUUUGGUUGUGAAGGAGGAUGACAUUCAGCAGACGAACCCUCCGAAGUUUGACAUGAUUGAGGACAUGGCCAUGCUGACCAACCUCAAUGAAGCCUCUGUGCUUUUCAACCUCACUAGGCGCUACAGUAUGUGGAUGAUCUAUGUGAGUCACGGUUCUGUACAUCACACCAUAGAGGGGAGGAUAAACUGAGGCUAUUCUGAACCAGUGAGACUCUCCCUGUGUCUCUCACUCUAUAUGUGGUGUAUUUAUUUUUGUGUUUCACAAAACUUUUACCUUUUAUUUAUUUCAUUUCCUUUCUGUUUAACUCCCUCUCUCCUUGUUUGUAUCUCUCACACAACCACAUUUUCUGUCAUCUCUUUCUCUCUUUUCUCUCUCUCUCUCUCUCUCUCUCUCUCGCUUUCUGUCUCUGUCUCUCUCUUUCUCUCUCAUCUCUCUAACGCUGCAGACCUACUCUGGGUUGUUCUGUGUGACAAUCAACCCAUAUAAGUAUCUUCCUGUCUAUUCGUCUGAUGUGAUCGCUGCCUACAAAGGCAAGAGGCGCAAUGAGACCCCGCCCCAUAUCUACGCCAUCGCUGACAACGCCUACAGUGAUAUGUUGCGCAGUAAGUCUCAACCAAUACAGUCUUUGGUCUCAAUACACACUCUAAACAUAGAAGCUGUGUCAUGUUGGAAUUAAGAAUCCAUGUUCUACAUUUAGAUCAAAUAUGCUCAGUGCUUACACAAUGCCUAAAAAUACUUAUUUUUCUGCUAACUCUGGGCAAUAUGUUCUCUUAAUAGAUCGUGAGAAUCAAUCCAUGCUUAUCACGUAAGUCAAAGCCCUGCUCUAUUCUAAUGCUGCCAUUAGAUUGACACAGCUGUGUUUGUUUUCAAAUUACUGAAAAAUGUGUUUUCUACAAAUUCUAAUGAAUUGUUACAAUUCACCCAAAAAGCAUAGAAUUCAUACUCCCUCCAAAAGCAUUUAGUUGGCACUUAGAAUUUUUUUCAUUUACUUAUUAUUUAGGUUUCGUCUUCCCUUCCAGGGAUCUCUUGCAUUAUAGUAUUUACUGUGCUGAUGGAAACAGUUCAUUUUUGUCACUCUUGUCAGAGUGAGGUACAUACAUUUUUCCUUAUAAUUAUGUUGAUUUUUUUCAAAUACAUUUUUGUCUACCACUCCCAGCGGAGAAUCCGGUGCUGGCAAAACAGUCAACACGAAACGUGUAAUUCAGUAUUUUGCCAUUGUAGCAGCCCUGGGUGAUGCAGCCAAGAAAGGAGUAAGGCAGAGAGCUUCCCAGAUUUGAACAUUCCCCCACCCUUUUUUCAACCCAAUCCCUUUUUCAUCUUUCAUUCUUUUUUGCAUUUUGUUUAUUUUUUGACAGACUUGUUAUAUUUUGACAAUUUGAUAACUACUGGUUGUGUGUAUUUGACCUAUAGGUAGCCUAAAGUUUUCCCCCUGGCUUUCCCUGGUUUGCAAACCAAAGAGUUACCUUUGUCGUUUGUCUCCCUGAUCCUGCAGACUUCCUUGUCCCAAAACAUGCCUGUUUUUCAUGAUUCCUUUUUAUUCCAUUAUUUUCUCCCUACUUUCCCCAGUUACUUUUUGCAAAUGUCUUUUUAUUGUAACAUCUAAGUUGAUACCCUAUUUUGGUUUUUGACUUUUUCCCAGAUGUUUUUAUCCUCCUUCCAUCACAUUAUUCCUAUUUGGAAGUCAAUUUCUCCCCCGCUAAUACAUUCUCUCUUCACAUGCCAAUCAGUGAGCAAAAUCACCUUGUGCUUUCCUUAAAAUCAUGUUGCCAGCCUUACAGCAAUUGGCAUCAAGUCACUCACCUUUUACUUCCCCAGGGUACCUUAGAGGACCAGAUCAUUGCGGCUAACCCAGCCAUGGAGGCUUUUGGUAAUGCCAAAACACUGAGGAACGACAACUCCUCCCGAUUUGUGAGUGUCACAUCAUUUAUCACUACAUAGAUUGGCUUAACAUCUCUUCUGAGUAGAAUGGAUAAGAAUAUGUGUUUGUGUUUGUGUCUCUCUCUUUCUCUUCUCUUCUCUUCUCUCUCGUCUCAGGGCAAGUUCGUCAGGAUCCACUUUGGUCCUACAGGGAAACUGGCCUCUGCUGAUAUUGACAUAUGUAAGCUGUCUGACAUCACACCAUGUAGAAUUUAGUUUUUCACAUCCAACAGUUGUCACAUCCAACAGUUAUCCUCCAAGCCAAUGCAAACCUCCUCUCCACUGUCACCCUUUGUAGAUCUUCUGGAGAAGUCCAGAGUGGUCUUUCAGCAGCCUGGAGAGAGGAGCUACCAUAUCUACUACCAGAUAUUAUCUCACAAGAAACCAGAGCUUCAAGGUAUGGGAAGGCUACAUACAAGGGCAUAUUUAGCAAUGGAUGCAUUAAAUGAGUAAUAGCUAUCCCAAUAGUUUUAUCAGUUCAGAGUUCUCCAAGUGCCCCAUGCCUUUAACAGGAUGUCUUCUCGUUGAUCUUCCAGACAUGUUGUUGAUUUCCACCAAUCCCUUCGACUACCACUUUUGCUCCCAGGGUGUGACAACAGUGGAGAACAUGAAUGACGAAGAGGAACUGUUGGCCACAGAUGUAAGCUCUGCCUCUUUCUACGAAUGCUCUUUCCUUCCCUCUGUUUUCCAUGUUGAGUUCCAUCUCUAUUGUGUGUCUCUCUCUAUCCGUUUGUUGUUUUCAUUUUCUGUGCUCCCUGUCUGUUUUCUCCUAACUCUCUAGUCUGUCUCUUUCCCUCCCUGACCCCUCCCUCAGCAUGCUAUGGACAGUCUGUGCUUCACUCCUGAGGAGAAGUAUGGCUGCUAUAAAAUAGUGGGGGCCAUCAUGCACUUUGGCAACAUGAAGUUCAAGACGGUUCAGAGAGAGGAGCAAGCAGAAGCUGACGGCACUGAAAGUGAGUCCCCUUUUCCAUUUACUUCAUGAAAAAUGAAUAUAAUAUAUUUACUCUCUUAACAGUGUCAAUAUAAAACACCACCCAAUACAUACAUUGUGUAUGCAUGUGCUUUGCUCUUCAGGUGCUGACAAAGCCUCCUACCUGAUGGGAAUCAGUUCAGCUGACCUCGUCAAAGGACUGCUGCACCCUCGGGUCAAAGUGGGGAACGAGUACAUCAUCAAGGGCCAGACUGUUGAGCAGGUGAGCUCCCUUUCUCUGUCUCCGUAGAACAACUGUAGAACAAGAAGGUAUUAUGGACUUCAAGCAAAUAUUAUUCACAUUGCCAAUAUUGUUUUCUGAGUAAAGUCAGUGAUAUACUGUAACAGCUGUAUGUUUCCUUUGUGUAGGUGAACUAUUCAGUUGGAGCUCUAGCCAAAUCCACCUACGACCGCAUGUUCAAGUGGAUGGUGGGCCGGAUCAACAAGAGCCUCUACACGUCCCUGCCUCGCCAGUUCUUCAUCGGUGUGCUGGACAUUGCAGGGUUUGAGAUCUUCGAGGUAGGCCUACACAUUAUAAAGCCAAGCCUGCUUCUGAACAAACUCUGCAUUUGAUAUGGUCUUUCUCCAGACUGUUUCAGCUCAUAAACCUAUCUUUCUUUUCUAUCCCCCCUUCCCUCUAUCUCUCCGUUCUCCCCUCAAGUUCAACAACUUUGAGCAGCUGUGCAUCAACUUUACCAAUGAGAAACUGCAACAGUAUUUCAACCACCACAUGUUCAUCCUGGAGCAGGAGGAGUAUAAGAGGGAGGGUAUUGAGUGGACCUUCAUCGACUUUGGCCUGGAUCUACAAGCCUGUAUCAACCUCAUAGAGAAGGUAUGUGGCUGUUGUCUCAGCCAUUCAAAUAAGGAGCUAGAGCUGAAGGAACUGCCAAUGUUGGGGGUUGUAUCUGUGUGUGAUAUUAUACUGUAUGUAUGUUUCCUGCAGUCCAUGGGCAUACUGUCCAUCCUGGAGGAAGAUUGCAUGUUUCCAAAGGCCACUGAUAUCAGCUUUAAGACCAAGCUGUAUGACAACCAUGUGGGCAAGUCUCCCAACUUCCUCAAGCCACGGCCUGACAAGAAACGCAAAUAUGAGACCCACUUUGAGCUGGUGCACUAUGCUGGAGUGGUAAGUGAUCCAGUCUGUGCUGUUGUGUGUGUGUGUGGAAUGGGUGUGUUUCUACCCACUGUUCAUUUGAAACAUUUACUUUUAUACAAAUCUAUUGGAUGUCGUCAUUGACCCUCCCUCUCACUCCAGGUACCAUACAACAUCAGUGGAUGGCUGGACAAAAACAAAGACCCCUUAAAUGAGACAAUAGUUACCUGUUUCCAGAAGUCAUCUAAUAAACUGUUCGCAAGCCUCUUUGAGAACUUCAUCAGUAGUGAUGCAGGUAUUGACAACUUUAUAUCUUCACAUAUCUGAACGUGAAACUACAGUAAAUGGGGAAAUUAAGUACUCAUGAUCUACGUUUUGACCUUCCAGCUGCUGAUCCAAAGACCGAGGCCAAAGGGAAGAGGAGGAAAGGGGCCUCCUUCCAGACUGUGUCACAGCUUCACAAGGUGUGUUAGAGUGAGGUAGACUCAGACGGGCAUUACGAGAGUGUGUCUAAGUGUCUGUUGUAUUGUUUAGUAAAGACCAGAAGAAGGGAAGGAUUUAAAUCUCUGUUGUUUUCCUGAGUCACGAUGACGUGCCUGAGUUGAGAGGGAAGUAGUUAAGACUUGCAGUGAUGUUUAGGUAACUCAACUCAUGAACAUCACUUUAAGUCUGUGCUACAUCCACUCUUUCAUGCCUCUGACUGAGAACGAGGAUGAGGUAAGACACACCUUGGAGAAGAGCACCCACACUUCUUUAAUGUAAUGUUCCCUCAACACAUUAUGUUGUUUUAGGUGAGGUACAGGAUUGGAUCAAAAGGAUUUGUGGGAUUUAUCCAGUAAGACACUUUUACUUGCUCAUUGAAUUGUAAAUCAUAUCCACUUUCUGCUAAUCUGCCCAUUUGCAGGAAAAUCUGAACAAACUGAUGGCCAACCUACGCAGCACCCAGCCUCACUUUGUGCGUUGCAUUAUCCCGAAUGAGUCAAAGACUCCAGGUAAUGGAUUAUGAUGAUGACGUAUCUAAAGCUUUAAUACAACUGACUUCACCUUGUCACCGUUGGCUCCAUCUCUGAUGCUAGGUGUCUCAGUGCUGUAAGAUUGAUUAUUUCUGUCUUUAUCCAAGGGGGCAUGGACCCAUUCCAGGUCCUCCACCAGUUGCGGUGUAACGGAGUACUGGAGGGAAUCCGUAUCUGUAGGAAGGGCUUCCCUAACCGGAUCCUAUAUGCAGAGUUCAAACAACGGUGGGCACAGCACCUCUCUGGACAAUGUAGAACCUUAACAUACAGAGACACAAAGGCUGCGUUUAGACAGGCAGCCCAAUUCUGAUCUUUUUGUCACUAAUUGGUAUUUUGACCAAUCAGAUCAGCUCUGAAAAAUAUAUGAUGUGAAAAGAUCUGAUGUGAUUGGUCAAAAGACCAAUUUGUGGAAAGAAAUAUCAGAAUUGGGCUGCCAUUGUGAACUCAGCAAAACACGAGUGUGCCAUCUCAUUAUCAAAAUGGCAAUAAUGUGCAGAAUAAAUGUUUUCCCUGCUGUGUGUUCUGUCCUGUGCAGCUAUCGUAUCCUGAACCCCAUGGCGAUCCCAGAGGACUCCUUUGUGGACAGCAGGAAGGCUGUGGAGAAGCUGCUGGGCUCCCUGGACAUCGACCACACCCAGUACAAGUUUGGAAUCACCAAGGUGGAUACUGUAUGACUGGCACUAGUGCACCUGGAUGAGUUUGCAGCUGAGAGAUAGCCUUAUGUUUUGAGAUCUCAUCUCCAGGUGUCCCUUGUGUUGGGGCUGAAGCUUAUAGAAUGGCCACUCCUCAUCGGUUGUUGACAGAAACAGACAGUAUGUUAAUGUGUAUUGGGGCAGACUUGGAGAGAGAAACUAUAACUGACAGUAUGGUUUGGGUGUCCUCAGGUGUUUUUCAAGGCAGGGCUGCUGGGCCUGCUGGAGGACAUGAGGGAUGAAAGGCUGUCGGAGAUCCUUACCAUGCUGCAGGCUAUGCUUCGGGGCAAACUCAUGAGGAUGGAGAGACGCAAGAUGAUGCACGAGAGGUAGGGAGCACAAGUCAGGCGGUUCCACUGGGACUGCUGUGUCUUGAGUUUUCAGGCCCAACCCAAAACAUUUUAUUGACAAGGUUAUUUAGUAGUGUUUUGUAUGGGAACUCUGUGGGUUAGUGUGUGUAUUUGCCCCCAGGUUUGUUGGUAUGUACGUGGAAUGUAUAGAGUGUGGCGAGCGUGUGUCAGCACUUGCUUGCUUUACAUUGUGUGUGUGGUCUCGGUGGAAAUAGCCCGUUAUAACCUCCGGGUGCAAAUGGUGCUUACAAAAACAGGAGGGGUUGACACAUGGCCCUUAAAGAGCAGUAACAGCAGCUGUCAUGUCCUCCAGCCCAGCCUCGUAUUAAUAAUAACCCAUUCUCCCCCGGCCCCCUUUGUCCAUGGAGCCUCCACAUAGCUGGAAUAACUGGUCAGGUGAUAAGGGAUUAAGUCUUAGGUUUCACAGUGGGCUGGAGUUUCAGAUAAAAAGGACCUCUACCUGACCUUUGUCUCUGCCUUGCUUUGCCAGGGAUUCACUAUUGAUUUAUUUCCCCGACUGGAAUGCUUGCUGUGUCAUAGCACCCGCUAUUGUAAAGCAAAUGAGACAAUGUCCUGCGCUCGCCAGGCCAUAUUUGGGAAGCAGGGCACACACAGAUCUAAUUUAGAACAGAGGAGGAAGGGAGGAAUCUGGACCACACCACCAGCCCACCAACAUGACCAGUUGAUUGGACACAUGACAGGGAAGUGUAAGGGUGGAAAGCCAUAGGACAAAGAAUUCUAGCUACCUUUAUAGUCUACUGCUUUACAGCCGAUUUCCAAAAAGUUCUACUAAUACACACUUUAAAUGUGUUAUCCUCUCACUUCUCUAUCGCUAAUCAAAUCAGGCAUAUGUUGAAGUAUUUUCCCUUUCCUUAGUACAGUCUCAAAGGUCAUUCGGAAAACACCACUUAGUGCACACAAAAAUCAUUCCCCUCUGUUCACCCCUGUGUAAACCUGAAUUACUUCCCCCUCUAACUCCACAGAGAGGCUCUAGAGGUGAUCCAGUGGAACAUCCGGGCGUUUGCAGCGGUGAAGAACUGGCCAUGGAUGAUGCUGUUCUUCAAGCUCAGGCCUCUCCUGAGGAGCGCCACGGCCGAGAAGGAGCUGGCCGCCCUCAAGGAGGAGUUUGCCAAGCUGAAGGAGGCGUUUGACAAGUCGGAGGCCAAGCGCAAGGAGGUGGAGGAGAGACAGGUGGCCCUGAUCCAGGAGAAGAAUGACCUGGCCCUGCAGCUGCAGGCAGUGAGUCUUUACUGUAGGAUAAGGAUCAAUGAGACAGGAUUAGGAAAGAUGAAGACAAUAUGAUCAGACAAGAUAAAUGUAGACUUAAUAAGAUUAUACCAGAAACGAUUAGGCAAUAAAUCAAGAUAAGUGAUGCUAAGAGGAAGUACUAAACAGGAAAUCUCUGUGUGACCCCUGACCCCAGGAGCAGGACAACCUAGCGGAUGCAGAGGACCGCUGUGACCUGCUGAUCAAGGCCAAACUGCAGCUGGAGGCCAAGGUCAAAGAACUGAUGGAGAGACUGGAGGAUGAGGAGGAGAUGAACGCCAGCCUGACUGCCAAGAAACGCAAGCUGGAGGAGGAGUGUGCAGAGCUGAAGAAGGAUAUCGACGACCUGGAGAUCACCCUGGCCAAGGUGGAGAAGGAGAGACAUGCCACGGAGAACAAGGUGAGCAGGGGAAUGGUGGCUUACUGCCUGCAGAGACAUUAUUCAGCAUUCCUGUAAACCUCUUGGUGUUACCUGGGCAGUCAAUUUACUGUACUGUGUAUAUAUUAUAGUAUAUUUCAGAGAUUAUUUCUCACAUUGCUGGUAUAUUUCCUUCCUUUGCUUCUGAUAUUUGAUAUUUAUACCACAUUGUUUGUUCCCCCUGUCUUUCCUCAGGUGAAGAACCUGAUGGAGGAGAUGGGUGUUCUGGACGAGUCCAUCCUGAGCCUGACCAAAGAGAAGGCGGCUCUGCAGGAGGCCCACCAGCAGGCCCUGACUGACCUGCAGGUCGAGGAGGACAAGGUCAACAUGCUGAGCAAGGCCAAGGUCAAGCUGGAGCAGCAAGUGGACGAUGUGAGUAAAGGGGCAUGAAAAAUACACACCUCUCCUCAUACAGUAGCCUAACUAUCUCCUUAGUUAAGUACAUAGCGUCUGUCCCAUUCAUUAAAAUGGUCCUGAUAUGAUAUAUCUUAUACUGAUGUAAACCCCCCCCACCCCACCCCAAGUUGGAAGGUUCCUUGGAGCAGGAGAAGAAGGUGCGUAUGGAUCUGGAGCGGGUCAAGCGUAAGCUGGAGGGGGAUCUGAAGCUGUCCAUGGAGUCUGUCAUGGACCUGGAGAAUGACAAGCAGCAGCUGGAGGAGAAACUCAAGAAGUGAGAAUCAUCUCUUCAAUCUGUUAGUUAAUAAGGCCUUUAUAAGUGGUCUGUGAGAUCAUUGUUAGCUGACCAAGUAUAAAUAAACGAUUUACUGACUGUCAAUUAGUCUGCAAAUGAAUUACUUAUCAGCAUUUACAGAGAACAAUGUUUAUCCAUGUUAAAUCUUUUUUGUACUGUAUAUUCCUCUGACUCCUCACUAUCUCCUCCCGAACAGAAAAGACUUUGAAAUGAGUCAGUUCAGUUCGAAGGUGGAAGAUGAGCAAGCCCUAGUCAUUCAACUCCAAAAGAAAAUAAAGGAAUUGCAAGUAUGUCUAUCUAUGUGUCUCUAUAAAAAUAAGAUUUUAAAAACCGCAUUGUGGACCACCAGUUUUGAGACACUAAAAGCAGUCAUAUUAAACAUGGUAGAGUAUUUCCUUUGGAGUCAUCUAUAAUGCAUCACAUGAUCUAUAUACAUGUAUGCGUAAACAAAAACAAAGUACAGUAGAUAAAAGGACAUUUAGCACUUGUAAAGAAACGUCUCCAUUGGAGGAUAAGGUAUGUUACCAAAUUGCUAAUGUAAAUGUUCCCCUGCCUCUCCCUCAGACUCGUAUCGAGGAGGUGGAGGAGGAGUUGGAGGCGGAGAGAGUGUGGAGGACCAAGGCAGAGAAGCAGCGUGGCGACGUGUCCCGGGAGCUGGAGGAACUGAGUGAGAGACUGGAGGAGGCGGGCGGGGCCUCGGCCGCCCAGAUCGCCAUGAACAAGAAGCGCGAGCAGGACUUCCUGAAGAUGCGGAGAGACUUGGAGGAGGCGGGGCUUCACCACGAGGCCACAGCGACCGCCCUGAGGAGGAAGCACGCUGACAGCGUGGCGGAGCUGGGCGAGCAGAUUGAUAUGCUACAGCGCGUCAAACAGAAGCUGGAGAAGGAGAAGGCGGAGUACAGGAUGGAAGCAGAGGACCUGGCCUCUAACCUGGAGCACCUCUCCAAGGCCAAGGUGAGAGGGAGAGAGGGUUCGUCUGGUCACUGAGAUGUGACGAUCUCCUCAGUGUCCUACACACAAGGCUAGUUGGGAUGGCCUGAAUUGCAACAGUAUGAGAAGUUAGAAUACAUUACAUAACACUCAGUAUUUUCUAAGGCAGAGUUUUGCUUGAUAACAGGCUACCACAGAGAAGAUGUGUCAUCUGUAUGAGGACCAGAUGAACGAGGCCCGGGCCAAAGCAGAGGAGCUACAGAGACAGCUGACUGACAUCAGCAACCAGAGAGCCUGCGCUGUCACAGAGAGCUGUAAGGGUCACACGGGCCACGGCACGGCAUGACAUGACAGAAGGUUAACUGACCUUGGGAAGCUUACCAAACGUAUCUCUCUCUGUCUCUCUCUCUGUCUCUCUCUCUGUGUGUGUGUGUGUAGCUGAGUACAGCCGUAGGCUGGAGGAGCGGGAGGCUAUGGUCAGUCAGCUACAGCGCACCAAGAUCUCCUUCAGCCAGAACACUGAGGAACUAAAGAAACAGCUGGAGGAGGAGAACAAGGUCAGAGGUCACACUUAAGUCAAACAUUAAGUGAUCAACCUGAUAUGUAAAAAUACAAAAGUUUAAAGGCUUUUUCCUGUCAGACCCCAUAACAAGAAUAUGAAUGAUGUGAUUUCUUCCUUCUCUGUCCCAGGCUAAGAAUGCCCUGGCCAAUGCCCUCCAGUCCUCCAGACAUGACUGUGACCUGCUGAGGGAGCAGUAUGAGGAGGAGCAGGAGGCCAAGUCUGAGCUGCAGCAGGCCCUAGCCAGGGCCAACGCUGAGGUGGCUCAGUGGAGGACCAAGUAUGAGAUCGAUGCCAUCCAGAGGACUGAGGAGCUGGAGGAAGCCAAGUAAGUCUGAUGCUCUCAAAUGAUCUGUUUGUCUACAUAAAUGAGAGUGAAAAAAGCUUUUGAACAAGACUCGCUUAUUGCUCUUCUUUCUGAGAAAAUGUCAUGUUAACCCCUGACUGUGACCCUAAAGGAAGAAGCUGGCGGUGCGUCUGCAGAACACUGAAGAGGCAGUGGAGGCAACUCAUGCUAAAUGCUCCUCUCUGGAGAAGACCAAGCACCAUCUGCAGACAGAGAUCGAAGACCUGAUUGUGGACCUGGAGCGCUCCAAUGCUGCUGCCCUUGCCCUGGACAAGAGACAACGCAACUUUGACAAGGUAAGCAGUGAGCCCAUAAGCAUUAGUAGUUAGUAAGUUGUCAAAAGAAGGAUUUCCACAUUUGCAUGACAACCCAAGAGCACAAUAAAUAAUAAACAUGAGUACUGACAAUGUAAAAUGCUGCAGGUGCUGUCAGAGUGGAGGCAGAAGUAUGAGGAUUGCCAGUCGGCACUGGAGAGCUCUCAGAAGGAGUCUCGCAGCCUGAGCACUGAACUCUUCAAGCUGAAGAACUCCUACGAGGAGGCCAUAGACCACCUGGAGACAAUCAAACGGGAAAACAAGAACCUGCAAGGUAAACACUGUUCUAAAUAAUACCAAUAAACCAUUGUCGUUUGAGGGACGAGCGUGGUUGUAGGAGUGACGCCACCUAUCAUAAGACAAUGCUAAUAAACAUCACAAGAGUGAACACAAAGGCCUCUAUCUAACCCUAACGCUAUCUAACCCAUAGUGUAAUUUGUUUCCCCAGAGGAGAUAGCUGACCUAGCUGACCAGAUCAGCCAGGGUGGGAAGACCAUCCACGAGCUGGAAAGGAUGAAGAAGGUUCUGGAUGUCGAGAAGAGUGACAUCAAGGCUGCUCUGGAGGAAGCUGAGGUGAGCACGCAGAACUGACUGUGGUUGGAAAGUGUCUAUUCUUACCACAAGGGUACAAAGAGAUGAUCUGACAGGGGUGUUAAGUUGGUGUGACCCUGUAACUCAGCUAAAUGUGACACUGUUCUAUUGCUCUGAUUCAGGGCACCCUUGAGUAUGAGGAGAGCAAGACCCUACGUGUCCAACUGGAGCUGAACCAGUUCAAGUCUGAGGUCGACAGGAAGAUAGCCGAAAAGGACGAGGAAAUUGAUAACCUCCGGUAAGGACUCAUGAUCCAUGAUAGUUUUCCAGUAUGCUUUUAAAAUGAGCACAGAUUGGUCAUUAUUUAUGAUGGUGUUUUAGGCUCCUGUCUCUAAGCAGCCCAUUUGUCACUUUCCCUGCAGCCGGAACCACCAGCGCUCCCUGGAGUCCCUGCAGACAACCCUGGAGGCUGAGGCCAGGUCCAGGAACGAGGCGGUACGGCUGAAGAAGAAGAUGGAGGGAGACAUGAACGAGAUGGAGGUCCAGCUGAACCAUGCCAACCGCCAUGCUGCCGAGUCCCAGAGACUACUUCGCCAGCUGCAGGGCCAGAUCAAGGCCAGUGGAGCACUAACACAAUUCAUGCUUUUAAACGAUCAACAUUGUCAUAGAUUUUUCACACAAACAACACGUAUAAGGAAACACAAUUCAUAUUUAGGGCAGAUAUUUAACAUUUUAGACAUUUAGCAGAUGCUUAUCCAGAGCGACUUACAAUUAGUGAAUUCAUCCUAAGAUAGGUGAGACAACAAGUGUUGGAGUAGUGAACUACAUGUAGUUCAGCUAGUAAUUUAACUACAUUUUGCAGUAGCGUGGUGGAAGUUGACAGUGGUGGAAAAGGACCCAAUUGUCAUACUUGAGUAAAAAUAAAGAUACCUUAAUAUAAAUUGACUCAAGUAAAAGUGAAAGUCACCCAGUAAAAUAUGACUGGAGUAAAAGUCUAAAAGUAUCUUAUUUUAAUCAUUAAGAGUCUAAUGACGCACCCGUGUGUCAAUCUAAGUAACAUAAUAAAGAAAAGUUAGAUAUCAGUUUUUUUGCAAGGGCUGCGUCUCAAUCCACCGCAUCCGCCUAUGUCAGCCUUCCGCAUCUGCGGUGGAAGGUGUCCGAGCUACAGCGGUGUUUGUCAGACCAUGAGACAUCCCAAAAAAACGUCUUCUCACAAAAACGUCUGUAGUGUCCGAACUCUAUGGAAAGGGGAGACUCUCACAAACACGAUGGUGUUCUCCAUUUUGCUCUACGACUCCCACAAGUGUCACAGGACUCGGGUGAAUGUAACCCAUACAAACAAAUGGAAGUAUGGAGGUAGUUUUGUGCCCAAAGAAAUAAGGGGUUAAAUGUGUCAAAAAAAUAUAUAUAUUUCCUGAGCUUUGCUAUAUCUCUUAGAUAUAGAACAGCCACUUCAAAACCUUAUUCCUUAGGAUACUAUCUUUUUUGCCAUUUAUGAAUGUGUUAAUCAAUGUGAUUCUAUGGGCUAAGGCCAAAUUGAAUAUUUUAUAUAUAUUAUUUUUAUUUUAUACCUGGUAUGACCAUCUAAACCCCCCCCCCCCCCCCCCUUUAUAUUGAUAGGUGCGUGAAUUGGACAAUAUUGCUGUCCUGUCUGAGCAUUCGAAAUGUAACGAGUACCGUACUUUUGGGUGUCAGGGAAAACCGUAUGGCAGUAAAAAGUACAUAUCCCAACUUAUAUGUAUGGGAGUAAAAGUUGUCAAAAAUAUAAAUAGUAAAGUACAGACCCCCAUAAAAACGACUUAAGUAGUACUUUAAAGUAUUUUCAAUUAAGUACUUUACACCACUGGUAAUUGAACUCAAUUCAAAUCUAGGUAGUAUUUUCAGUAGUUUGUUACUUUUUUGCCGUGUAGCUAACUACUGGAACUACACACCACCUUUUUUGCCAAAAAACUAAAGAACAAAUGUGUGAAGUAGGCAAUAAUUAUAUAAAUCAUUAUUAAUAAACCAUUUGUUCAGUGACCAUUAACCACUGUUGUCUGAUGGGGUCUACAGGACCUCCAGUUGGAGCUGGACGACCGCAUCCACCAGAAUGAGGAGCUGAAGGAGCAGUGGGGCCUGACGGAGCGCAGGAACAACCUGCUGGUGGCCGAGGUGGAGGAGCUAUGCACAGUGGUGGAGCAGACCGACCGCGGACGCAAGAUGGCCGAACAUGAGCUGCUGGAGGCCACUGAGAGAGUCAACCUGCUGCAUGCCCAGGUAGGAGACGCCUCAGGGGGCUGGCUGGUUAGGGCAUGGGAUGGAUGAGAGGAAGAAAGGUUUGAAGGAUGUACAAUGUGACAGGAUUGUUUGAUAUAUCUUAGCCACACAGAAACCAUAUUUAGCUAUUUAUUUUAUGAACCUUCUGCUUGAACAGAACACAAGCCUGAUCAAUCAUAAGAAGAAGCUGGAGAGUGACCUGUCCAUGAUGGCUGGGGAGGUGGACGAGGCAGGACAGGAGUGCCGUAAUACCGAGGAAAAGGCCAAGAAGGCCAUCACAGAUGUACGUUACCAAGACAGUGAACCCCUGAUCUCACAAUAUUCAACGCUUUAAUUGUGUGUUGGGGCAACCAAUCCAGUCCAUUUUGAAACUAUGGUUUUGAUAUUCCCUCUCAUCUCCUAUCCAGGCGGCCAUGAUGGCAGAGGAGCUGAAGAAGGAGCAGGACACCAGCUCUCACCUGGAGAGGAUGAAGAAGAACAUGGAGCAGACCAUCAAGGACCUACAGCUCCGGCUGGACGAGGCCGAGCAGAUUGCCCUCAAAGGAGGGAAGAAACAGAUCCAGAAGCUGGAGAUCAGGGUGAGGGUCACAUUAAAGCGAAUAAGGCCAUACAAAUUCAAUUAAAUGUUUACCGGGUGGCCCUCUUCACUUUUCCCCCAAAAAAAUAAUCUGAAAAUGUUUAAUGUUUUACUGAAAAAUUGAAGUUAGAGCAAAAAUUAUGUCCUCUAUGCCUUUUUUAGCCACUCCAAGAGGCUCACUUUUCAAAAAAUGAAAUCCGUUAAACAUGUAAUAAAAUGUAUAUGGGAGUAAUGGAAUUCACACAGCACAACAUGGACAUCAAUGAAUGGCUAACUGACCAACCUCUGCAACCCACAGGUGAGGGAUCUGGAGAGUGAGCUGUUGUGUGAGCAGAAGAAGAGCGAAGAGUUUCAGAAGGGAGUACGCAGAUAUGAGAGAAGGGUUAAGGAGCUCUCCUACCAGGUAAACAACCACAGCAGUCAGUGCCAACCAGUGGAGGCUGCUGAGGGGAGGACGGCUCAUAAUAAUGGCUGGAAUGGAGUGAAUAGUAUCAAACACGUGCUGGAUACCAUUCCAUUCACUCCAUUCCAGCCAUUAUUAUGAGCCGUUCUUCCCUCCGCAGCCUUCACUGGUGCCCACCUACACAGUACCCCUUUCAUAGCAAGUCAUUGUAGUUGAACCAGAACAACAAAAUAAGUUAUGGACCACUUUCCCUGCAUCAACAGAUGAUGAGGACAAUUAAGGUAGUAGAGGCCUUUACAGUCCAUUAUUGAGUGUUUUUGCUGUUUGUUUAGACUGAGGAGGACAGGAAGACCCUGCUGAGGAUGCAAGAGCUCAUUGACAAGCUGCAGGCUAAGGUCAAGAGCUACAAGAGGCAGGCUGAGGAGGCGGUGAGUAUUAUAGGUUUUCCUUUCAGUCGCACACAACAGCCCAUCAGAACCAACAAUCUCUUACAAUUAUUGAACAAUACGUUGACAGAAUACUUUGUAAUAUUAAGUAUUUUCCCUCUCUCCCCACAAGGAGGAGCAGGUGAACUAUAACGCCACUAAGUACAGGAAGAAGGUUCAUGAGCUGGAUAAUGCCGAGGAGAGGGCAGACAUGGCUGAGACUCAGGUCAACAAACUGCGUGUGGCUGUGCGCACCCGGGACCCAGGGCCAGCCAAGGUGAGCCCUGAUUUCAGUUUAGUUAAAUCCACUCUAUAAUACGUUUAUGUCCAUGGAUAGCGCUUCAACCUUACUUGUCUUUUCAGAUUGCAGAAUGAAAUGGAAGCCUGGUAGUGUUCCUGUACAAAACUCUUUCAGAUGACUGCAAUGUGUGUUAAAGGUCCAAUGCAGCCGUUAUCUCAAUAUCAAAUCCUUUCUGGAUAAAAAUGUAGUACCUUACUGUGAUUGUUUUCAAUUCAAAUGGUCAGGCUCUUAGCAAAGAACAAUUUCUCAAGCAAUCAUUUUGCUAGGACUGUCUGGGAGUGGUCUGAGUGGGGAGGGGAAAACAAAACAGAAAACUAGCUGUUAUUGGCAGUGGUUUGGAACUCCUUAUUGGUCUAUUAACUAAUUUACUGCCUGGUGAUGUCACCAGGCAGGCCAAAACCCCAUCCAACCAAACAAAACAGGCUGGAAUUUCAGGUGACCUUUUCAAACCGCUCUUAUACUAAAAGGGUAUUAUCAUAAUUUCACAGUAUUAUUCCAACCUCAGUGUGGAAAUAUAUAUAAAACACAGGAAAAUCUCAUGUUUGACUGCACUGGGCCUUUAAGUGUGUUUUGACUAGUGUGUGUUCAAAUAGAAAUGAUUUGUGAUAGACCAACACAAGCCAAUGCCAUGUUAAAAGCUGAAAUACUAAAAUGUCCUUUAACAUGACUGUUCAUUGUCAACAAUAAUACAUUGUAUAACCUACAUCCAUGUGAUCUAGUGAGUUAAAGCACUUAAAUAAAGAGACAAGACAGAUUCAAAGUGGUUCUGUUAUUUUUCUCAUUCGCUUUACAAAGUGAAAUUAGAGGGUAUUAGAUGAACACAAACCCACUCUGAGAAGGGCUCAGACAUAGGCCAGGGUUUUUUCUGGAUCAAAAUGGGCUUAGGUCGUGGCAGUGGGUCAAUGGCGCGGCCGCCGACCGGAAAUUUCUGAGGCCCUCUUGCCCAGAGAAACAAUGUUGCCGUUUUUAAAGCUAGUGGGGGUCCUAUGUCAUGACAAAAAUACUUCUGAACGCAUCAUUUUUGGAAUUUUAGUUUUCAUUUAUAUUUUUGUGAUUGUUAGUUCUCAAAGAUCUUAUUAAAAAAAGAUAUAGGUCCAUUAUCUUUUCUACAUACUUUCUGGUUUUAAUUGUUUUAAGUUUACACUGAAAACAUUUCACCAUCCCAAAUGUAAAAACAUUUAUACGGUUUGGUCUGCCAAAUACUUUUCUAUGCAGAAAGAAACCUGUAGGCCCAGUGUCACGUACAGAUGCACACUGAUUCUGAAAAUGGGCACACAACAUGUAGGAGCCUCUCAUGCCAUAAGUGAAACACCUUUCCUAACAUUACUAAGGAUGGCAGUCAGGACUCCUGUGUGUGUUGGACCUGAAACAAAUUCAUUCUUCUGGUGAGUCCAGAGCCUUGUGUCCACCUCGUCCUAAAUCCUUUGUCAUUUACACGGAUCAUGUUAUGAUGUAUUUCUUUAAAUCAAGCCUCUUUCUAGACCAAUAAAAUAAAACUAUUGCUUGUCCCUGAAAUACUGAUGUUUUGGUCUCACUUCUAUUAAGGGCUCUAUUCAAUCGGAUCCGCAGAGUGGUUGUUUUUUUGGUCAGUGGAACUGCGUUAGAGCUGUCAAAUCCACAAGCAGCUCCCAGCAUUAUACCUAAAGCAGACAUUGCCAUUGGCUGCAUGGAGUCGCAUUAAGAGAAAUCCCAUGCAGACUUGUUUGCAAGUUUGAGCACUGGACACCUCAAUUAGGCUGAUAGAAAUCCUAAUUUUGUUGAAUGAUUUUCAAUUUGAACGUCAUUAUUUCUAUAUAGCCUACACUUUCUCGUUCUGAACAUUAAAGUGAGUGGGACGUUGUGGCUUCGUGACAAUGAUCACAAGAGCAGCUGCUCACAGAUUUGACAGCUGCAACGCAGUUACACCUCCGACACAAAACAUCAGCUAUUCUGGUGUCGGCUAUCACCGGUUAACACUUGAUCUGAUUGAAUCUAGGCCUCAAUGUCCCUAAAACAUAUUGACAUACCGGUAGAGUAAUGUAUUUUUUCCAGUUGGUGUACUUACAUAUCGUGUUUGUGUGACUGCACAUCAAAAUGUAAUUACAUGAAUUACAUCUGCAAACAAACUCAAAUUGAUUGUUAAAACCUUUCCUUACUGUAGAACUAUUACACAAACAGGUAUAUGAGUUGUAAGUACUCUGUACGAUAUGCACCAACUGCCAAUGUAAUGACCAUGUACAUUUUGGCGACACUAUGAAGUGGGAAUGUAUUUUUGUUUACCAGAGGGUAGGAGAGAUCCUAUCCAUACUGUUAGUGAAAGGCUGAAGGAACCUCAGUCCUCUGGGGCUGCUGAUUGGCUGACUGUUUCCCCUCCACAGAUACAAUAGAAUGGAAACUCCCAAGUCUGGCAUGUGAUACACCCCAACACAGCUCCACACACAUAUGACACAAGCAUCCACUCCUACACCUAACACUCACAUACCCACUAAAGCAUAUCCACACACACACACACGCCCAAAACUAUGCACACAGUCAUUCUGUAGAGCUAAGGAUCCCUGAAUAACAGCUAUGUGGAGGGGUGAGAGCUCGGAUCUGUUCAGUUUGUAAGUGAUUGGAGACGUUGCCUCUCCUCCUCUCUUUCUUAUCCAUCCAUCCAUCCAUCCAUCUUUCCAGAGGCAGCAUCCCAGGUAUUAAACUUCCAGAAAGUCUCUGCCCAGAUCCAUGUAGGCCUCAUCGAUGUAGCUGGCUAUGGCACAUAGUGAAGUUGGGUCUGAGUCCAACAGAACCGACACAGUCUCCUUCCAGUAGGUAAAGGAUAUACAGGAACUCUGUUGCAGGAAGAGGGUUGAUAGAGAAUAGGAGAGAGAUGUAAGAUAUAAAUUCCCCUGAGACCAUUCACAACCACAAUAGGAUGGAGCAUGGUCCAAUGUACAGGUGACCUAAUACAGAAUUACCACCAUAGCAAGCAAUAUAGAGUAGAGUAGACAGCAUUAAAGUAACAACGGGGUGUGUGUGCAUUGGCCAGGACACUCACGUUCUCCAGACAGGUGCUAUCCUUGUCCUUGUUGAGGUAGUGGCGCUGCCAGAAGCGCAGCAGGUUGUGGAAGUUGUUGAGCAGGCAGCCGGGGUAUUUCUCAGCGUACUCCUUCUCUCUCAGGGCGUUGAGACAGUAAGGCAGCUUGUCCCGCCUCCUGGCCAGCAUCAACACCACCAGGCUGGUGUUCAGACAGCUCACAUUCUCCUAACAUUGGGUUCAGCCACCAUCAAAUAACAGACAGGAUCAUACAGUUAGCUGAUCUGCAGAUGAAGACAAGUAUGUCUCAAUAUGAGAAACAAGAAAUACAGGAAUGUAAAGUCUAUAAUAGCUAGGAGGAUGCAAUAGCACGUGAGCCAUUAGUAAAACUGUCAACAGAACAUAGGAUAGUGUGUUUCCUUGCCUGUGUGAGUGUCUGCACAUUGAUGAUGUUAACGAGCCUGAAGAGGAAGGUCAGUCGGUUUUCCACGCGGGCCAUGUAGGACAACAGACUGCACUCUGACAGUACCUCCACAACUACAGGAGAGAGGGGGAAAGGAGAGAAACAUGGAUGAGUCAGAGGAGGAUAACUAAGAAUACCAAGAGUAGACAUAUUUCACUACCAUAAAGCCACACACAAAGCAUCCCUGAUGCUUCAUUAGGCCUACUAAAACAACUGGUGUUUCUACAGCCUAUUUCUAUGGACCUACCGCUCACAUCCUCAAUCUGGCUCUCAAAGCGGUCCAGGGAGAGGAUGAUACAGCGCACCAGCAUGUUGGAGUCCACCAGAGAGCUGUUGAUCUGGGUCAUAAAAGUCUGGAACUAA
Messenger RNA from Coregonus sp. 'balchen', 20456 nucleotides. The record is from the annotation of a GenBank genome assembly. NCBI's taxonomy places the organism in Eukaryota, Metazoa, Chordata, Actinopteri, Salmoniformes, Salmonidae.